Messenger RNA from Pogona vitticeps (central bearded dragon), 930 nucleotides. The record is from RefSeq and is a predicted model, not a curated record. NCBI's taxonomy places the organism in Eukaryota, Metazoa, Chordata, Lepidosauria, Squamata, Agamidae.
CUGCUCCUGGUUGUUUUGAUUGUCACAUAAAGGCCUGUUUUCUUACCAAGGAGACACAGAGAUAUCCAUGAUGUGCCAAGGAAAGUGCUCAACGUGCAGCUGCUCCAAAUGCAUGGGGAUAGCUCUGCUCCCCCUUGCUGUCUGCGCCAUCAUCUCUAAUCUUCUUCUCUACUUCCCCAACGGAGAAGUGUUAGAAGCGCGGCGGAUCACGGACUUGGUCUGGUUUUUCCACGGCAUUCUGGGAGCUGGGAUAUUGGUUUUCUUGCCAGCCUUUAUGAUGGUGGGCGCAGGUGGAGCAGGACGUUGUUCUAACAAAUGUGGGAUGGUGCUCUCUCUGGUCUUUGCUGCACUUGGAGCUGCUGGUGGACUGUACUGUGUGACGAUCUCAUCCUUGGGGUUAAUUAGCGGUCCUCUGUGUGAUAUUGGUGAUGAGGUAUACGUCUAUCCUUUCCGGAAUGACACUUUGGCAAACAAUUAUUUGUUUAAUCAGACUAACUGGAGCAUUUGCAAAAAACCAGAAAACAUCAUCGUCUGGAACAUCGUGUUGUUUUCCCUCCUCCUGGCCAUUGGUACAGCUGAAGUGGUCCUCUGCCUCGUCGAAGUUGUCAAGGGCCUCAUCGGAUUCUUAUGCAGCUCAUGCUUGAGGGAAAGAAAGACUGAUAUUGGAGGAAUGUGACCAGCCUAUGAAGAAGACAGAAUGAAAGGAGCAGUUGGCCCAUACGUGUACAGUCAGAAUAGUGUGCGUUGCUGUAUAUAUUUAUAGGAACAAGAGAUGUGGUGAAUGCUCAUAACUACAGAAAUAAUCCAAAACUGGAAAAAGUUAUGUAUCUAUAUAUAAAGAUAAUUAUUGUAAAGCUAGGAGGAAGUGGUGUAUGCAAGGCUGGCUGAAAAAUAUGACACAUUAAGUAUCUUGCUACUUAUUGUUGCUUG